AUGACGCACUAUCACAAACUCGACUUCUCAGGUUACAAACCCUCCACCAACUCCUCAUUCAGAUCCGAUCGAGAUAGGUCAAGAUCCCCUGAGCGACCGCGGAGUGAUUCUUGGAUACCGUUGGAAUCAGUAGAGGACGAAACCGUCCGACACAAUGGUAGGAGAUGGAGAGGAAGGGCCAAACCUCGCACAGAGAAUGUCUACCGCGACAGAUCACCCAAUACUUCUCGAGAUGCUCCUCUACACGCCACAAAGACGAAGAAUCGCAAAAGAGGCAGAGGCCAGAGAAACGGUGAAGAGACGAAGGGCUUAAGUGACAAGAUUCAUUCGCUUCGCAGACUCCUUGAGAAGGCGAUUGACAUGCCUGCAGAUGUCCGCUUGGAGAAAGAGCGUGAACUUCAAGGAUAUGUCAUUGAUCAGCAAAGAAUCAAAGCAAUGAGAGAAAAGAAUGCCGUCACGUCUCGGUAUCAUUUUGUCAGAUUUAUGGAGCGCAGGAAAGCUGAGAGGCUAGUGAAGAGAGUGGAGAGGAGCUUGGACAGGGUCAUGAAUGGGGAAGAUGGUAAUAGUCAAUAUGCUGUUGCUCGAAACGAAACAACUAGAAGCCAUGAUGAUGGCACUAAGAAGAUUACAGAUGGCCAGCAAGUUCUUUCGAGCGCAGAGAGGCUGGCACUACAACAAGAAGCAUACAAGCGGCAGCUGCACGAGGCUAAAGUGGAUCUGAAUUACACGCUUUACGCACCACUCAAUCAGAAGUACAUCUCGUUGUAUCCACGCACUUCGAAGUCGAGAAAAGAUCAAGAGAAUAACGAUAGACUUGAGGAUGUCCGAGAUCUCCAGGAAGCUACUAAGGACAUUGAAGCUGAUCUCCUGCGGAACGAUUACGGCCACAAACCAGCAUUAUGGUACGCAGUGGAGAAAGCAAUGGAUAAUGGCACUCUAGAAGCGCUGAGAGAUGGGAAAAUCCUCAAGGCAGACAACGAUGGGGAUCAGAUGCUCACUUCUCGGGGCAUGGCAGAGCCAGGAAAUAAUGACAGAAUCCCAGGCAUUGAGGCGGAUUCUGAUGAUCAAGACCAGGAGGAUAGCGAGGACGACUUCUUCAAGCGAUAA
Endocarpon pusillum Z07020 is the source of this 1107-nucleotide messenger RNA. RefSeq lists its product as uncharacterized. Gene Ontology annotation, biological process: maturation of SSU-rRNA from tricistronic rRNA transcript (SSU-rRNA, 5.8S rRNA, LSU-rRNA). NCBI's taxonomy places the organism in Eukaryota, Fungi, Ascomycota, Eurotiomycetes, Verrucariales, Verrucariaceae. Gene Ontology annotation, cellular component: nucleolus; preribosome, small subunit precursor. The coding region runs from base 1 to 1107 and encodes 368 amino acids. The record is from RefSeq and is a predicted model, not a curated record. The transcript has a single exon.